Molecule: messenger RNA, 353 nt
Organism: Candidula unifasciata
Lineage: Eukaryota; Metazoa; Mollusca; Gastropoda; Stylommatophora; Geomitridae
Source: the annotation of a GenBank genome assembly
GAUAAAGUAGCACUAUUAAAAAAGGUGCAAGACAUGGCCGAUGAAUUGAAACAUCUUCGCAGUUUGCUUCAGAUAGUCACAGAUGAAAAUGCAAAUCUGUUUGCGAAACUGACGGCGUCUUCAGAGGACAAAGUACAAGUUGACAAGCUGGCAGAGGAGUACCAUAACACAGUGUCGGACUUGAAAUCAAGGCUCACAUCUGUCACUGUUGCCCAUGAUCGGCUGUUGCAGGAGAAGAUACAAACCAGCCAAAAACUGCAGCAGAUGGCAUUAGACAAGGAGGAGAUAAUUAAGGAAAAAACAAAAAUGAUUCAGGCAAUGGAGAAGAUGCACAGCCAAGCUGAGACGGAGAA